CUUUGUUACGCUCACGAAUACACAUGUUAUUGUCAUGUCAGAAAUAAGUUUUAAAACGUUAACUUGGGAUGUUACAUAUCUAUAAUACUGGUUCUUUUAUAUGCAGUGAAAUCAUGACACCUUCACUUACACUUUUUGUGGUCUGCCUUUUGAUGCCAUCCUAUGGAAAUUCUCUACAAGACGUUAAACCAGACAUUACUAUAGUAGGGUCUCCAAACAUCGUUGCCAUUGUAGAUUUUCACUUAGAUACGGACAGCGAUGGGAACUGCAUAAAUCUAUCAAGAACCGGUAUCGACUCACUGAUGGCUUUGAAAUGGGCUAACGAAAUCCUGGACAAAAAUACACCAAGACAAACCGGACUUCUACUUUACGACUCAUGUGGAUCUUUGACAAGGGCCCUGAAGAUUGUCGGACAAUUAAUUAAUACCCAAGGCUGUAGUAAUUGUACAGAAAUUGUCGGUUUAAUAACAUUUACAAAAAGAGAUAUUCAGACAAAAGUUUUAGAUGUUAUACGACCGUUUGGGAUCGUCCAUGUUGGUAUAUCACAAGGAAGCCACACCACCUUUAGUUCUGACCUGUCUUUAACUGUUGCAGCCGUUUCCAUCUGGAAAUCUAAGGCUGUAGUCAAGAUAUUGGAGGAAUUUCAUUGGAAACAUAUCGACGCCUUUGCUAUCAACAGCCCUCUGGCUACAACAGAACUUGAGUUAUUCUUACAAGUUGCGUUUUCAAAUGAUGUCUGUGUCCGCAGGUUACAACAUACAGACAAUAGCUCGACCUUAGUGAACUUGUCGUCUGAUGUAGUAGUUAUUUUUGUAUCGGGUCAUGAUAACAUCGAUGAAUUACUUUCAAGGUUGACGUCAGACAGUAGUAAAACAUUUCUCAUCGUGGGUGAUUCUAAUAUUGAACUUGUAACUUCCGAAUUAGGUAAUAAUACUUUCUUGCUGAAGGAACAAUCACCCGUUGUUCAAAAUAUGCAACAGUACUUCGCAAAUGAGUUCAGUAUUAGCAAUAACAGUGAACCAAUAUUUGCAGAGUUUUUGAAAUCUCUGCCUUAUUGUGAAUAUGAUAUAGUAUUCAACCAUACAGUCUGUAAUAAAAGCAUGAUAACAUAUUGGACCUCUAGAUUACACGAUCGAACAUUUCAUAACGCCCUGACUGCGUACUAUAACAUCUUUAGGCUUAUAUCACGGAAGGAAACAUUCAGCUGUAGUGGAUAUGACUUUACAAAAUGUCUAAAAGCGGUUAAUUUCGUUACCCUUAGUUCCCAUCAGACUCCAGCUGGAAAUCCAUUUCGAACAAAUGAAUUGACUGAUAGGAAUUUCUUGGAACAGGUUCCAGUAAUUGUAACUCAAGGACCAUCGAUGUCAUCUGAGGUUUUCAGAAUAGUCAACGAUUCUAUCAUAUAUACAACUGGAAACUUCAGUACAACAAACAAUAUCCAGUCUUCUUUAUGUAAUGAAUCCUGUUACAAAUGUGGCGAAUGUUACAGGCCAGAGGAGGAAAUUAAACCAUCCGUUAUUGUAAAAAAUGGUGACAUUAUUUUUACAGCUGGGUUUCCUGUAUAUAAAGACUCCAAAUAUGGAUCUUCUUGUACGGAACUAUCGAGAGAAGGCAUUUUAAUGGCACAGUCGUUCAUGUAUGCUAUUGAUACUGUAAAAGAUAAAUAUCCCUCGAAAAAUUUGUUUCCAAAAGUUUCUAUUGGCGCUUUGGUAUAUGAUACAUGUGGCGGAAAAACUCUAAACGCAGCACAAAUUGUUAGUAAUUCAAAGUGCCCUUUAACUUUUUUCAGCGGACAAGAUAACACUACUAUUUCCGGAAGCUUGUUGUCCGACAUUAGAUAUUCCACCUCUAUCCAUUUACCAAGACCAGGACCUUUAACAAGUGAUUUAGCAUCGUUUAAAAUUUCUAACGCUGGUUUAUCACUAUCGCUGGAAAACUAUGACAUAUAUUUAAAAGAUCUAUCUUCAUUAUUGAAAUCACUUAACUGGACGUAUGUAUCAAUUGUAUACUCAGACGAUUUGAGUAAAAUGGACUCUGUGAAUAAACAUAUAUCUGAUAUGCGAAGUGGUGGAAUAUGUAUAUCUGAUGAAAUCGUUUUUCAAAACACAAUUAACACAAUCGAUGAAGUAGCAUCAAAGGUCGUCAAUUCUACUCUUAAAAGUGGUGCAAUUGUUCUUUUAACGACGCUAGAAGAUACUAUUAAGUUGAUGGAGUACCUUCGGGCGAAGAAUUUUACUUUUGAAAAUGUCAAUUUCAUAUUAUUUGCAUGGAAUAUUAUCACUGAUCUACCAAAAGGUUCAGUUGUCAUUCGGCCACGGAAAUUAUCGGACCCAUCCCUAAAACAGGAAUUGAAAUCACUUUCGGUUAUUGAUAAUGGUUAUUACAGAGGACGGGUAACAGAUAGCGUUAACCAUUGGUGGGCAAAAUAUCACGAGAGUCGCCAUAAAUGCCACAUGUCAAUAAAAGACAAUACUAUAUACCCGAACUAUUGCACUAAUCAACCGACCUUUUCCGAAGAGGAUAUUAAUAUGACAGUUCCAGGUCUAAUUGUUGAAUAUGUCGACAUUAUGGUCGCCAUUGUAGAUGGACUAUAUAAAACAAAAUGCCCAUCUCAGUCCGGACCAUGUGAAGCAUUUAUGUCAUCUGAUGAUUUGGUGGAUUAUAUCAAAGCAACAGUUCCCGGAUUCACAUUUACAGACGGUUCCAAAAAGAUUAGCUUUUCAGCCGAUGGUUCUUUGAGGACGCCAUUAGAAGUAUUCAACAUUCAACUUUCAUCUGAAAUCAUGAUUGCAACAUUAUCAGAAGAACAUGCAGUUACCCUGUCGACAAACCAGAUAUUUGCUUAUGACUCAAAUAACUCUCCUGUAGUUAUUCAGCACCAGUGCUCUGGAUGGUGCCCAACUUGUCACCAGUGUCAAACAAAUACUGCACAGAACAUUGACUACUUUUAUAAGUCUGGUGACAUUAAUAUUUUUGGAUUGUUUCCAAUACACACCAUGGGUGCUAAGAUAGGAGUAUGUGAUAAAUUGGCACUCAAUGACGGAACAGAAUAUCUUACAGAGGCUUUCCUCUAUGCUAUAAAUACUGCGAAGUCGAGAUAUCCAUACCUGUUAAAAGGAAUUACUAUUGGUUCUUUAAUUGUCGAUACGUGUUCAAGUGAAGACACAGUACAGCAAAGUGUAGCAAAUUUCGAAAGUUGCUUUGCUUCGUUUUCAUCACCGAGCGGGAAAAUGGUGUCACCCACGUCUGUUCCUAGUUACCUAUUUUAUUCAAAUAUCAGUACGACAGAAGACAUAAGCGCAUCAAUUAAACGACAUGAUAAAUUUGUCAUGUCACAUUCUACUGAUUUCAAAAAUAAAGAAACAGUCAUGGGAACAUUAGAGUAUUUAUACGCGACGUAUGAAGCUACUACAAUUGUUAACUUUUUAUCAAAAAUGAAAUGGACUUAUGUUUCUGUUGUGGGAUCUUCGGAACCUCUCUAUACAUGGAAGGUGCAACAGUUUGAAGAACUGGCGGCACAAAAUAACAUUUGUAUAAAUACAGUUCAUUCUGUAUCAGAUUCCGGUACAGCUCAAGCUGCUGUUGAUGUUAUUAGUACUGGUCCUACCAAUAUGAACGUUGUAAUACUUUUCCUCUCCGUUGAAGAUAUAAAAAUGUUUUUCGGUUCUAAAAUUCUCAGUAAGGUCCAUAUUAUUGGGGACACAAAUAUUGCAUGGAAUGGCUUCAAUACAAAUAUCCAGAUUCCUCUUGGAACAAUAGUAAUAGAUCGGUCAAACAAGGUUAAUUCAGAUCUGAAAGCUUAUUUAGAUACCCUAAAUUCUCAAACUAUGAGUCAAUAUGGAAAUCCUUGGCUGAAAAAAUUUCAGAUAGGGCGUGAAAAUUGCAAGCUUAGCCAAUCUCAGUCUUGCAGCUUACCCAAUGAUAUUAUAUUGCAGUCAUCAAAGGUUGUAUUGGAAACUGAUAUAAUCCUCCAUGGUUUACACAGUAGAAUUAUUAGACUUUGUGGUAUACAGACAACAAUGUGUGAACAGCUAGAAAGGGAAGGAUUGUCUCUGCAAUGGGAGGAUUUUAGAUAUAUCAGCUUCCCUUAUCAACUGGAUCAGAUAGUACUCUAUUCAACAGAUGCGUACAACGGUGCUUAUCAGAUCCAAAAUUUCCAAGAAAAUAAAAUGGUCAAGGUUGGAGAAUGGGCAAAUAAUAAUUUAACUCUAUCCAAAGAAAUGAUCCGUGCAUACAGUAAUGGUGGUUUGGUACUGAAAGACUUACCGUUGUCUCGAUGUAUCGGCACUUGUUUAUGCACGAAUAUUAACAACACAGAUGAAGCAACAGAAAAGCCGGAGCCUUAUCAAGACCCGGAUAUGAUCUUCUAUUCGUCGUCUGCCAAAUUCAACAAGAAAUUAUGGACAAUAAUUGUACUUGCAAUUGCUUGUGGUGGAGUCGGGGCGUCCAUGUUAUUCAUCGUAUACGUAAUUUACAAAACAUGUAUCGGGUGUCUGAAUAAACGGUACAUAGGACUCGGAAUUCUUCUACUGUUAUCAAUAACAGCACUGUAUUUGUCCGUUCUUCCAUUUCUGUUUACACCAAGUGAAAUGGGCUGCACUGCAAGAUAUCUUCUACCAGGAAUAAGUUAUGCAUUAGUUUAUGCGACAUGUUUGGCCAAACUAAUGUCGUUGAGAUCGUACAAAUUAAUUGGAUUAGGAGGUGAAAUUUCAAAUUUGAAUCAGUUUUUGACGGUUACAUUUGUAAGUGGUGUGCAAAUAGCAAUAUCGGUACAAUAUGUUGCUCUUAAAGGACCGUUCAUGGAAACAAGAUUAAUGGACGAUGAACAAAUGUAUGCAUGUAAAUUUGACAAAGAAGUGUUUGUAAUGUAUUUAAUAUAUGACAUGUUAUUAAUAGUAAUCUGUUCUUUGUACGCUUUGACUGUUAGAAAAGAGAAGAAAAAUAUGGGCGAGGCUAUCUUUAUUCUUAUUAGCAGCUGGAUAAACAUUGUUUUAUGGACAGCUUGGGUAGCUGUAACAUUUAUAAUAUCACAUGACUAUGUGGAACUAACAAUUUGUACUGGAAUGCUGGCGUGCGCAACAGUGGUCGUUUUGACAGUAUUUGUACCGAAACUACACAAAAUUUCAAAGUUAAAAUAUGAUGUGAAGAAAAAUGGAGUUCAAAAUGGUGGCUAUAAAAUCGACACUGAAUUCAUGUUUGAAAGACCUCAUACAUUGCCAGGUGGAUUUAGAAGUUCUUACAAUAUGUCGCCACAAAAAACAAAUCCGAAAAGUAUAUCUACGUUUGACUCGAGUAUGAGUUAUUGAAAUAAUCAUUACGCCAAAGAAGUUGUGUAUUUCACUUUUUAUUCAAGAAUUCUUUAAUUUAAUCAUAUCUUUAAUGAAAAAUUAAACUAUACCGAAAGAGAUUUGAGAAAUUUUACGCAAACCCUAUGUGAUAUAACAGAACUAUUAACUAUU
Messenger RNA from Mytilus trossulus (common blue mussel), 5459 nucleotides. RefSeq lists its product as uncharacterized. The record is from RefSeq and is a predicted model, not a curated record. Gene Ontology annotation, molecular function: group II metabotropic glutamate receptor activity. Gene Ontology annotation, biological process: G protein-coupled glutamate receptor signaling pathway; regulation of synaptic transmission, glutamatergic. Gene Ontology annotation, cellular component: plasma membrane. The transcript is spliced from 8 exons. NCBI's taxonomy places the organism in Eukaryota, Metazoa, Mollusca, Bivalvia, Mytilida, Mytilidae. Bases 69 to 5306 code for a protein of 1745 amino acids.